UGGCUGCCAUCGUGUAGUCAAUGGCCUCAGCUUCUCCAAAACAAACAUGUUUUCGCUCUGGGCUUUGGGUCUGGUCCUGAUGGUUGCUGUGACGGGACAGCAACAGUCAGUCCUUCAUGAUGGGAUCGCUCACUCCUGCGGCAAUACGACCCUGACUGUGUAUGUGUCGACGGAUUUCUUCAGUCACUUUGAUGCCACGGCUUUCCGCCUGGGAAGCUGUCCUCCCAGUAGCUACUCUCCAGGAGGGCUCAGCUUCCAGUAUGGGCUACAAGAUUGUCGAGCUGGCAGGCUGGUGACUGACAAGGAGGUAGUUUACUGGAACUAUCUGAAGUACGAGGCCAGUCCAGUACCAGGAAGGAAAGAACCACAGCUCAACAGACGCCUGGAAUGUCGCUAUCCAGUGGAAGAAGUACCUGUAUCUCUGACAACAUUUCCUUUAACUGGUUUUCUGGGUGGAGAUGGUAGCUUGGUCUUUACCAUGAAAAUCAUGACUGAUGAUUGGACUGCUGAGAGGCCAGAUACUCUGUUCUUCCUAGGAGCAUCUAUUAACUUGGAAGCAUCUGUCCUUGCCACAUACCAUCAAGGCAUCCAUCUCUAUAUAGAAGAAUGCAUUGCUACUCCAACAAGCUCUUUAGCAGAAUCCCCAAAGAAUUACACCAUCAUAAAUAACUAUGGAUGUCUUAUUGAUGGAAAAACUGGGAAUUCCAAGUACUUGCCCAGAAUUAAGGAGUCUCACCUUCGAUUUGUUGUGCAGGCAUUUAAAUUCCAUGAUCUGGAGGGUACUGAUAUUUAUAUACACUGUAAAGUUGUAGUAUGGGACCCAAGUUGGAAUGAACAUCAGUUGCACAAAGCAUGUUCAUUUAAUCAGCAAACUAAAAGAUGGCAGCUUUUGGAUGACCCAUUGCAAAGUUCGAAGUGUGACUGUUGCAACACAAUCUGCCAGCCUGCCCAAACUCGUCAUAAACGAGAAUUAAAAGCUGGUGUCUUCAGUUUGAUGAAAGUUGGUCCAGUGAAAGUAAACACAACUCCAUUGAGAUCCAGAACUUCAGAUAAUCAAAAGGUUAUACUUCUGGCUACCCCACUGCUGGUUUGCUUUUUGGGAGUCCUGAUUCUAAGCCUGUACAAAUGGAAGAUCCAGCAUGUACACUAGCUGGAGAAGAUUACUGAAGCAAGUAAAUGAGAUUUGCAAAUAAAACUAAUUUUGCAACCAUG
Molecule: messenger RNA, 1212 nt
Organism: Rhincodon typus (whale shark)
Lineage: Eukaryota; Metazoa; Chordata; Chondrichthyes; Orectolobiformes; Rhincodontidae
Product: zona pellucida sperm-binding protein 3-like
Exons: 10
Coding region: 47-1150 (367 amino acids)
Biological process (GO): egg coat formation; binding of sperm to zona pellucida; positive regulation of acrosome reaction
Cellular component (GO): extracellular matrix
Molecular function (GO): acrosin binding
Source: RefSeq, a predicted model, not a curated record